AAAAAGAAAGAAGAAAAAAUCUGACUGAAAGCAGAAGAAAAAUGCAGGUUUGUUUUGCAAAUAGCUCAAAUUAUAAGCAGUAAAAUGACAUGUUGUAGUGUUACAAGGGGUGAAAUUGACAAAUAUCCUUUUUCAUAAACCUCAUAUCACCAUUAUCCUCUUCUUUCCAAAUUCCAUUCUUUACUUGAGAAAAAUGCCACAGUAAGCCAAACAGAGAAAUUUAGUAGUAGUAAAAUUAGCAGCAACAAUGGCAACAUUAGGCCUCAAUAUUUAUUCUCCUUCAAUGGGUCAUCGAUGUCUUUUUCAGAAAUCCUACUAUUCACCUUCCAAUUUCAGAAUUUCAUGUUCCAGCUCGUUCUUGCAAAAUAACAAGUUUAGGAGGGAGUAUACAAGUGUGAUGAUAGUGCCUACUGGUGUUGGAGCAGCUAUUGGUGGCUAUGCUGGUGAUGCUUUGCCUGUAGCUCGAGCUCUUUCUUCUGUUGUUGACUGCCUUAUUUCUCAUCCUAAUGUUCUUAAUGCAGCAAUGCUGUACUGGCCCAUGCCAAAUGCACUCUAUGUUGAAGGCUAUGCACUUGAUCGAUUUGCUGAAGGUCUCUGGGCACUGCAACCAGUUCAUCAAAAUAGGGUAGGAUUGGUUUUUGAUGCUGGGAUAGAGGAAGAGCUUCUUAUUCGCCAUCUACAAGUAGUUGAUGCAACAAGAGCUUCUCUUGGAUUGCCAAUAGUGGGAUACACUGUAACUGAUACACCUCUACUGGUGGAGAAAUGGGUUGACCCAACAAGUGGCCAAUCAACAGGGAGGAUACAGCGUCCAGAUUCACUACUGAGAGCUGUGGAGAACUUGCAAAAUGGGUCUAAUGUAAAUGCUGUUGCAGUGGUGGCACGCUUUCCAGAUGAUGAUACUGAAGACUUGGAUGAUUAUCGACAAGGAGUGGGGAUAGAUCUUUUGGCAGGUGUGGAGGCUGUUAUAAGUCACCUCGUGGUGAAAAAUUUUCAGAUUCCUUGCGCACAUGCUCCUGCUGUAUUGCCUCCUCAAUUAAACAUUUCAGUAUGUCCGAAAUCAGCUGCUGAAGAGAUUGGAUUUACAUUCUUGCCGUGUGUCCUUGCUGGGCUUAGCACUGCACCACAGUAUGUGGUCAAGGGCAAUAAACUUUCAGACGAUUGCAUUGUAGCUGGUGAUGUUGACAGUGUGAUUCUACCGAUCGAUGCUUGUCGCGGAGAUGGUGCUCUUGCUUUUGCCAAUCGUAAAAGAAACAAGAUUUUGCAGCCUCUUAUAAUUGCUGUUGAAGAGAAUCAAACAGUUCUGAAUGAUACAGCAGAUUCACUCGGUAUUGAAGCUGUGAAGGUAUCAAACUACUGGGAAGCCAUAGGUGUAAUUGCAGCUCACAAGGCAGGAAUAGAUCCAAAUGCUCUUAGAAGGAAUAGGAUCAACAACAUUACACCAACUUCUUUUGUUCCUUCAAAUGGUCAUGCUAUAUCAAGUGCCAAAUCAUUUGUUUGAAUACAGAAAACUAUAGACAUUCAUCAUAUUAUAAGGACUAAUUUGAUUUGUAUAGUGCAAAAGGUGAGGCUAAAUGGAAACAGGGUCAGUGAGGAUUCAUAAAUUAGACCUCAACGACCAACUAGUUGGAGAUUGAGGUGUAGUUGUUGUAGUAUAGCGGAAAUGGUUUAUAUUCUUCCUUUAUUUUCAUUCUUACCUUUUGUCUUAUAACAUAA
This is a messenger RNA of Solanum dulcamara, 1713 nucleotides long. RefSeq lists its product as uncharacterized. Lineage: Eukaryota; Viridiplantae; Streptophyta; Magnoliopsida; Solanales; Solanaceae. The record is from RefSeq and is a predicted model, not a curated record. The transcript has 9 exons. Bases 248 to 1498 code for a protein of 416 amino acids.